CUUGCGACGUGAUUUGACGUGCUUUCUUGCAACGUGAAACAGCACCGACGAUGACUGGACGACACCGUGUCGUAGGCCAACACAAUGAGUUAUCAUCGAGGAAGUGGUAAUAAGCCGAAAGGCUUCGGCUUCAGUGGCUUCCAAAUGUCUGGAACAAAAAGAAGUGGCACAAACAUACCUCCACCUCCACCAAAUUCUACUCUGAGCAAACAAGGCUAUCACACGAUGAAUGCCAUUACGGAAAAUGCCUUGUCCGCAUGUUGGGGCAUGCCUAAAAAGCGCAGCAAGACCGAGGAAGAAUACUUUGAAGACGAUGACGAACCUCCAACUUCAUCGUUGGAAUAUAUACCCGCGCCUGGUUCUCCCACAUACGACUUGAUGAAGAAAUCGGCAACGAAGGAUGACAGCGAUAGUGAGGAGGAUACUUUGGAUGCUUUUAUGGCAGGUAUUGAUGCAGAAGUGAAGCGGAACACUUACGCGGCUCAGCGUGGUGAUAAUCGUAAAGAAGAUAAAUCUAAAGGAUUUCGAGCAGAUAUUGAUGGAGAAGACGAUGAGGAAAGUUACUACAGGUAUAUGGAAGAAAAUCCAACUGCUGGUUUGCAACAAGAAGAAUCCGAUCAAGAGAUUGAAUACGAUGAAGACGGCAAUCCCAUUGCGCCACCGAAGAAGAAGGAGAUCGAUCCAUUACCUGCAAUUGAUCAUAGUGAAAUAGAAUAUGAAUCGUUCGAGAAGAACUUUUACAACGUGCAUGAAGAAAUUGCAAGUUUAAGCAAACAGCAAAUCGAUGAUUUAAAAAAGACUCUGGGUAUAAAAGUAUCCGGACCGUCUCCGCCAAAUCCGGUAACAAGUUUCGGUCAUUUCGGUUUUGACGAUGCUUUGAUUAAAGCUAUCCGUAAAAACUUAAGUGGCCGAGAUAUAAUAGGUAUAGCAAAAACUGGUAGUGGUAAAACUGCAGCAUUUAUCUGGCCGAUGUUAGUGCACAUUAUGGAUCAACGCGAAUUGAAAGCUGGAGAUGGUCCCAUUGGUCUGAUUUUGGCGCCAACGAGAGAAUUGUCUCAACAGAUUUAUCAAGAAGCAAAGAAAUUUGGAAAGGUUUACAAUAUUCAAGUAUGUUGCUGCUAUGGAGGUGGCAGCAAAUGGGAACAGAGCAAAGCAUUAGAAAGCGGUGCAGAGAUUGUAGUCGCUACUCCUGGUAGAAUGAUCGAUCUAGUUAAAAUGAAAGCAACGAAUUUAACUAGAGUUACAUUUCUAGUUCUGGAUGAAGCUGAUAGAAUGUUCGACAUGGGGUUUGAACCACAAGUACGAUCUAUAUGUAAUCAUGUGAGACCUGACAGACAAACAUUACUAUUUAGCGCAACAUUCAAAAAGAAAGUGGAGAAGCUCGCUAGAGAUGUUUUAACAGAUCCCAUUAGGAUAGUACAAGGAGAUGUUGGUGAAGCUAACACUGACGUAACGCAACAUGUUAUCAUGUUCCAUAACAAUCCUAGUGGUAAAUGGAACUGGUUGUUACAGAACUACAUUGAAUUUCUAAGUGCUGGCAGUCUUUUGAUCUUUGUCACUAAGAAGCUGAACGCGGAAGAACUUGCCAACAAUCUCAAACUGAAAGAGUUUGAAGUAUUGCUUUUGCAUGGUGAUAUGGAUCAGAUUGAGAGAAAUAAAGUGAUUACGGCUUUUAAGAAGAAGGAAGUCAGUACCUUGGUCGCUACUGAUGUAGCAGCGCGAGGCUUGGACAUUCCACAUAUCAAGACUGUCGUAAAUUACGACGUAGCACGAGAUAUCGACACACAUACACACAGAAUAGGAAGAACAGGACGAGCCGGUGAAAAAGGUACGGCAUAUACUCUUGUGACGGAAAAAGAUAAGGAAUUUGCUGGACAUUUAGUGAGAAAUUUGGAGGGAGCAAAUCAGGAAGUGCCAAAGAGCUUGAUAGAUCUGGCUAUGCAAAGCUCAUGGUUCAGAAAAUCAAGAUUUAAAGGUGGGAAAGGAAAGAGUUUAAAUGUUGGUGGAGCAGGACUUGGUUUCAGAGGCAGACCCAAUUCGUCAAAUUCGGGUGGAUCGACAUCACAGGCAUCCAAGGAUAUCAGCGAGGUAGUUAAAAAAUUGGAAAGACAUGGACCUGGUAGCGACAGACUUUCCGCUAUGAAAGCUGCUUUUCGAAGUCAAUAUAAUUCCCAGUUCCGAGCAUCAUCAGAUCACACUUGGGAACAGACGAUCACUCCACCUUCCGUGAUAAUGCCGCCUCCACCAACCGUUCCACCACCGAAACCUGCAACCGAAGAUAAUCAAGCUUCCAAUUCCUCUGGACCGGAACGUAAAAGAGUGCGAAAAAGUCGAUGGGAAUGAUCAAGUUAGUGUAUUAUUAUUUGUGCAUAUUAUAUAGCAGGUAUACGUUAUAUUAUAAUGAAACGAUAAUGAACUGACAAACUUGUUUUAUAUUACAAUAAAAUUUAAUUUUACCAA
This is a messenger RNA of Acromyrmex echinatior (Panamanian leafcutter ant), 2460 nucleotides long. RefSeq names its product ATP-dependent RNA helicase DDX42. Lineage: Eukaryota; Metazoa; Arthropoda; Insecta; Hymenoptera; Formicidae. The record is from RefSeq and is a predicted model, not a curated record. Gene Ontology annotation, molecular function: RNA helicase activity; nucleic acid binding; ATP binding.